Messenger RNA from Hevea brasiliensis (rubber tree), 1092 nucleotides. Its product is annotated as bidirectional sugar transporter SWEET7-like. The transcript has 5 exons. The coding region runs from base 121 to 906 and encodes 261 amino acids. Gene Ontology annotation, cellular component: membrane. Gene Ontology annotation, molecular function: sugar transmembrane transporter activity. Gene Ontology annotation, biological process: carbohydrate transport. The record is from RefSeq and is a predicted model, not a curated record. NCBI's taxonomy places the organism in Eukaryota, Viridiplantae, Streptophyta, Magnoliopsida, Malpighiales, Euphorbiaceae.
UACCCUCUCUCCUUGACUCCUCCUUUAUAUACGAGUCUCAUAUCUCUCUCUUUCUGUCAAGUUAAGCAAAUUCUUCUCUUUUUUGGCUCUCUCUUCUCUUUAUCAUCACUUCUCAUAGCUAUGGUUUCUUCAGAUACUGCUAGAAACGUGGUUGGUAUCUUUGGAAACAUCAUCGCACUCUUCUUGUUCUUAUCGCCAGUGCCAACUUUUAUUCAAAUAUUGAAGAAAAAGGCAGUGGAGCAGUACUCUCCGGCCCCAUACCUUGCCACCCUAAUCAACUGCAUGGUAUGGGUGUUGUAUGGGCUGCCCAUGGUGCACCCAAAUAGCUUGUUGGUCAUAACCAUAAAUGGAUCGGGGACAUUCAUUGAGUUUCUCUACAUUAUUCUUUUCAUUAUCUACUCGGACAAGAAAAAGAGGGUUAAACUGCUACUAAUAGUGCUUGUUGAGUUUAUUUUCAUUGCUGCCCUUACAAUUCUGGUCCUAACUUUAGCCCACACCACCAAGAAGAGGUCUAUGACUGUGGGAUUUGUCUGCAUAUGCUUUAACAUCAUGAUGUAUGCUUCACCUUUAUCCGUCAUGAAAAUGGUAGUUACGACAAAAAGUGUUGAGUAUAUGCCAUUCUUCUUAUCCCUUGCUUCCUUUGCCAAUGGUCUUGCCUGGUCUUCUUAUGCUCUCAUCCGCUUCGACCCCUUUAUCUUUAUUCCAAACGGGCUGGGUUCAGUAUUUGCAUUGGCCCAACUGGCACUGUACGCGGUGUUCUACAAAGCUACGAAAAGGCAGAUGGCAGCAAGGGAAGAGAAAAGCGAGCUGGGUUUAUCAGAGGUAGUUGUGAAUGGAGAUUCCAAGAGGACUGGCACAGGCACUGCACCUCUGAAUGGCUUAGCUUCUGAAAUCAAUAGGGCAUGAGAAGUCAAUCUAAUUAUCCAAUGGUAGGACCAUGUAACAGUCCAAUUAUAGAUACUUAUUAUUUUUAUCAUGAUUUGGGAAAGUAACAUACCAAAGGCAUUAUAAUGUGCUGUGUAAGCAGCAUAUUAGAUUUGUUUAAUUCAGUAAUUAAUUAAGAUAGAUAUAAAGAAAAGAUUUAAAUUUUUA